Molecule: messenger RNA, 696 nt
Organism: Jaminaea rosea
Lineage: Eukaryota; Fungi; Basidiomycota; Exobasidiomycetes; Microstromatales
Product: putative clathrin coat assembly protein ap17
Exons: 4
Coding region: 105-536 (143 amino acids)
Biological process (GO): protein transport; clathrin-dependent endocytosis
Cellular component (GO): AP-2 adaptor complex; intracellular membrane-bounded organelle
Molecular function (GO): clathrin-cargo adaptor activity
Source: RefSeq, a predicted model, not a curated record
AUUGACGACCCAUCUCGGACUCCUUUUGCCAAGGCAGCCUCUCCUCUUUCUCCCAGAGGUCACCCUAUCUGCCUCUUCUUCUUUCCCCUUGAUCCGACCACACUAUGAUCCGCAUGAUCCUUGUUCAAAAUCGACAGGGAAAAUCCCGCCUUUCCAAGUUCUACACACCUUACAGCGAAGAGGAGCAAGUCAAGAUCAAGGGCGAGAUACACCGCCUCAUCGCGCCGAGGGAUCAGAAGUAUCAGAGCAACUUUGUUGAAUUUCGCAACUACAAGAUCGUAUACCGCCGCUACGCCGGUCUCUUCUUCUGCUUCUGCGUGGAUGCCAAUGACAACGAGCUCGCCUAUUUGGAAGCCAUUCAUCUCUUCGUCGAGGUGCUCGAUUCCUUCUUUGGCAACGUCUGCGAGCUGGACCUCGUCUUCAACUUUUACAAGGUCUACGCCAUUCUGGAUGAGAUGUUCCUUGGUGGUCAUGUUGAGGAGACUAGCAAGCAGGUGAUCCUGAGUAGGCUGGAGUAUUUGGAGAGACUCGAGUAGGCGGCCAUCACGGCUGCAUCCCUAGCCACGCAUGAACGACUUUGCACUGUCAGCUGCGCCACGUAUAGCGCCGCCCUAGCGGCCGUGGUAUGCAUGCGUUGUCGCUCGAGCUCCCGAGGCUGCAUCAUGUCAGGAUGGGUAUCUCAUUAUCGCAUUGCAA